Messenger RNA from Entelurus aequoreus (snake pipefish), 793 nucleotides. RefSeq lists its product as uncharacterized. The transcript has 4 exons. The coding region runs from base 29 to 793 and encodes 254 amino acids. The record is from RefSeq and is a predicted model, not a curated record. NCBI's taxonomy places the organism in Eukaryota, Metazoa, Chordata, Actinopteri, Syngnathiformes, Syngnathidae.
CGGUAUAUUACCUGAAGGAACGCUGUGAAUGAUGGGAGCAUCUCUGAUCCUACGGACAACUGCAAUAUUCCUCACUGUCACCCUACAAGUCAAAGCUGUGUUCUGUUUGACAACCAAAACUUUAUUGGAGGGUGAGAGCCUUGAGUUUAAAUGCCACUAUAAAGAUGGCCGUCAAAGUAGCGUUAAGUACUUCUGCUUAAUUGAUGGCAAAAGGCCCAUCAAACACCUGAUACGGGCCAAAGAACACAACAAGUGGGUGCGAGAAGGAAGAUUCUCUCUAUUCGAUAACACAAGCGGAGCCUUUUUCAUGGUCAGGGUGGACGUGCUGUACGCACAGGACAGCGGGUUGUACCGGUGUGGGGUGGACGCUUGCCUCACUCCAGACCUCAACGAUGUCAUACAACUAAAUGUCUCCAAAGGUGAACCACCACGAAUGGGGCCAAAAGUAUCACCUUCCCACUGUACUUGGAUCAAGGUGGUGCAAGCUCAGGUUCUCUUUCUGUCUUUAGAGCACAACCUGAUGCUGUUUAUGGCUGCAAUAGUGUGCACGGCUGCCCUGAUUUCAUCCGACUAUGAGACCAUGACGCCUGCUGUCAUUGGUGAAGCUGAAGGCCACGGCAGGAGUUUGAGUCUGGAGUGUAUCACUCAUCCUGACGCAGUAACAGUCGACCCCACAGUGGGACUUAGGGAGUCGUCUUCAGGCAGCCUCAACCUCAAUGAAUACCUCGAUUUAGAUCUCAACCUAUUGGAGGAGCAUGUCUACCAUAACAUCAGUAGAGAGAACCUUCCAUAG